UUAUUGUAUCUUUAAUAUUUAAAAAAUUAUAAUAUAUUUGAUAUUAAAUACAAUCACGCGCUUCAUUAUUUGUUUCAGAGUAUCUGGUAUAAGUUAUAAAUACUAUCAGUUAUAAAUUAUCUGUUAUACAAUGUUAAGAAUGAUCAGGAAAUUAAUCAAUUAUUUUUUCAACGACAUGCAACAUUAAAGGUACGAAAACGGCCAUGAUCUUUCGAAUUAUUAUCAUAAAUAAAAAAAAAGAAUAAAAAACGAGAGAAGAAAAGACUGGUUAUACAAUCAAUCAACAAGUGAAAGAGGACAUACAUAUAUACGUAUAAGCUUGAUCAAUCGCAUAGUAGAAUCUUGAUGUGCGUUGAACAUCGUAAUACUUUUAUCUUGUUGUAAUAUUAUAAUUCUAUAAAGUAUUACUUUGCAAGAAGAAUUACUGUCUUUUAAAAAAUGUAUUCUGCUAUUCUUAUUUUAUAUUCUUAUUUUUAGCCUUAUUACAGUACAUGUUACAGCGGAAAUACAAUUCGAAUGAUUCAUGAAAUGUAAAGUGAAAAAGAAACUGGUUAUUGAAGCACUACAUACCGAGGACACACGUAUAAAUAUCUAUGCUUCGGCACAAAUAUAUAUCCAUAGACGCAGAUUGAUCUCACCAUUCGCCAGGUCGACAGUUGAACGAAUCGUUUUGCAGUGAAGUUUUAGAAAGUGCUGGUGCAUGUUAUAUUAAAAAUUACAAUUUUGACAAUGUUUGUUACAGUUUUUAUUGUUACGUUUAUAGUAAACUAUGUUACAGCGGAAAUACCCUCUUAUAUUCAUGUAUGCGGUCGUAGAAAUCCAAAACUUGAUGAAUGCAUCUUGGAAAACGUUGAAAAUUUAAAAGACAAAAUUUGCGAAGGAAUUCCAGAAUUGGACAUUAAGCCAAAUAACCCAUUUGUUCUUGGCAAACUAGAUAUUUCCGAUACACCUAACUCUAGAAUAUCUAUCAGAGAUACGCAAGUGACGGGGCUUUGUGAUUUUGUCGUAAAAUACUUUCAUACAGAUCUUGAAAAUCUUCACUUUGAUAUUAAUCUUUUAUUUAAACGGAUCCAAAUGAAUGCCACGUAUGAUUUCGACAUACGUUUACUAGUUCCCAUUGCGAGUAAGAAUCCAGUUUAUAUUAUUACAGAAAAUGUUGAAGCAAAGGUAAACAUGGACAUGAAAAUAAUAAAUAAAGAUAAUAAAAGAUACGUAUACAUGUCAAAGAUGAAAAUAAAUCUCGACAUCAAAGGAUACGAUGCUGAAUAUGGAUUGAAUAAUGCCGAAUUGAGUCAAUUGAAUCAAGUUAUUAGUAAUUUCAUAGGGAACAAUCAAGAGGAGGUUAUUAAAGUCUUUAAACCAGCACUCGAAGAAGUAGUUGUCAAACGGAUUCUUUCUCUGUCUAACGAUAUAGUAAAACAUUUUACGUUUGAGGAGCUCUUCCCCGAUCGAACGUAAAUCUCAUAAAUUUUUAGAAUUUAUUAUUGUUGCACAUUUAUUUUUUUAUAUUUUGUAAUUUAUUUGAAAAAUAUUUUAAAAAUUGUUUCAUUUUUGCUACAUAAUGAAAUGAAGAUAAAUAUUACAUAUAAUUCGAUAUAUUUAUAAACAAAUUUAUUAAUUACAUAUGAAAUAAUAAUUAAUUAAAAGCAACGUUGUUUAUAUUGCUUUACAGUUAUAUUAAAAUUUAAAUUUGAAAUAUUUUAUACAUUCUGAAUAUUAUGUUUAUUACACUUUUAUGUCACAAUAUAUGAUAUAUUUACAAAAAAUAUAGAAAAUAAAAUUGCAACGAUAUUUUUUGCUACAUAUAUUCUAUAUAUAUUUAUAUCUUGUGUGUGUAUAUAUAUAUACACCAUAUAUGUAUGAAAUAUUUUUUAUAUAUUAUGUAUUUAUUAUUUAUCUAAUUUAUAACUUUGUUGUUACUCAUGUUAUUUAACAACAAUUUACAUACAUUAAAAAUACUAACAAAAUUAUUGGAAAAUGAAUUAUUAUAAGAUAAUACGCAUAAAAUAAAAUAUAGAUAUAUCUUUAUUAUAACAUACUUUGUAACUUUGGAGAAAAUUACUUACUUAAAUAUUAUAACAUUAUAUUCACAUAAUUAUUUUAAUAAAAGAAAUUUAAAUAAAUAUGUGAUAUAUGAUAUAAACUGCUCUUAAGUUUAAUAUACAUGUUAUUAAUAUAUAGUCAGUUGUAAGUAAGUUAGAAUAUUGCAAAUGUGAAUUGGGAUUAUUAAGAUUAAAAUCAUUUAUUUUUUAUUAUUAA
This is a messenger RNA of Pogonomyrmex barbatus (red harvester ant), 2259 nucleotides long. RefSeq lists its product as uncharacterized. Lineage: Eukaryota; Metazoa; Arthropoda; Insecta; Hymenoptera; Formicidae. Gene Ontology annotation, biological process: multicellular organismal reproductive process. The record is from RefSeq and is a predicted model, not a curated record.